Molecule: messenger RNA, 1092 nt
Organism: Penicillium expansum
Lineage: Eukaryota; Fungi; Ascomycota; Eurotiomycetes; Eurotiales; Aspergillaceae
Product: ankyrin repeat domain-containing protein
Exons: 2
Coding region: 1-1092 (363 amino acids)
Biological process (GO): regulation of DNA-templated transcription
Cellular component (GO): nucleus; cytoplasm
Molecular function (GO): DNA-binding transcription factor activity; protein binding
Source: RefSeq, a predicted model, not a curated record
AUGGAUACUCAGCAAGUUGCUCAGGCUGCCAUUGAAACCUUGCAGCGAAGAAGACUUCAAAAUCGCAAUGCUCAGAGAAACCGUCGCAAACGUCAAGCAGAGCUUCAGCAACAGCGACCGAAAGAGCAAGAAAAACAAACGAAGGGAAGCCCUCAGUCUAAAAAUGGCAAUACCUGCGCUCCAUCUGAUAGUGUUUGCCACGACUACCAGACGCGAAACUUGGAUAAUACGCAAAAUAAAGCGGGAAACUCCCACUUCGAAGAGGGUAUACCACUUCCUGCCUAUUUUGCAUCAGAGAUAUCUCAAUGCGAAGCCGUGGAUUACAGGCGCUACUCUGCCAGUGAGCCCGAGAACUUGACAAAGCAAAACAACAGCCCUAGCAUUGCAAGUUCUAUUUCGAGUCUAAAUAACGUCAAUAUAUUUGAUGCCAUGAUGGAAGAGAUGCCCAAUUUUGCACAGGACCUAGAGCCUGGGAUUUGUUCUUUGUCUGCCUACCCCAGAGCCUCAAAUAAUCUAGAGGAACAUCAAGAAGAGACACCAGAAAAUGUUCUGCAAUGCCCCAGGAAGUUUCAGCAGCAGAUAUCCACUGUGGCCCGAAGAGCUCUCGGGGCGAUGGCUUUAUCCACCGAGAGGAUUGCUGGGACCAAUGCGUCCACUAUACGUUCACUGACGCCACUAUCGGGGACAAACCAGAGCUCACAAAGCGCUUAUAUCACGGAGAAUAAAGGGAAAACAGCACUACACAUUAGUGCCGAGCGUGGCAAUGUGGGAAUCGUACGUUUUCUGCUACUCCACGGGAUCGACAUCAAUACGAGGGACGACUCGGGGCGGACAGCACUACACUACGCAGCACACGGUGCAUACAUCGACAUUGUUUCAGAGUUACUUGUCGCUGGCGCGGAUAUAGAAGCUCGUGAUAAUGAGGGUAGAAGUCCGCUACAUGCCGCGGCUGAUGCCGAGUGCGAGCCUGUGAUACGGUUGCUAGUGCGAGAGGGCGCGGACCUAAAUGCAGCUAUAGGCAUUAGCGGUCACAGCAGGGGCGAGAAGGGGCACUAUAUGGAUGACUACCAGCAGACAAUUACGAGCGAGUAG